Molecule: messenger RNA, 1059 nt
Organism: Fonsecaea multimorphosa CBS 102226
Lineage: Eukaryota; Fungi; Ascomycota; Eurotiomycetes; Chaetothyriales; Herpotrichiellaceae
Exons: 3
Coding region: 1-1059 (352 amino acids)
Biological process (GO): positive regulation of protein ubiquitination; ubiquitin-dependent protein catabolic process; vacuolar transport
Cellular component (GO): Golgi apparatus; perinuclear region of cytoplasm; endoplasmic reticulum
Source: RefSeq, a predicted model, not a curated record
AUGGCCCCUCAACGAUAUGAAGCACUGAACUCGCACGACGACGAAGUCGAUUCUCCCGUCUCUCCAGAUACUGCCGCACCCAUCCCAUCCUCACCUCCACCGUCUUUCCGGUCCAGAGCCUCCUCACCCACGACCAGGCGCUUAUUGGCCCAGGAUCCGUUAUCUCCUGACGCCGAUCAAGAUCAUUUGGAAAACACUUUUGACGACGGCGAGGAUUCUGACGCCGAGAAUGAUGGCGACGACAGGCAACGAUUGAUGAGAGCCGACUCUGGACUCUCCAGACAAGAUGCUACCCCCUCAUCAACCUCUGUUCCCGAUACCCGACCGGCGCCUGCUAUCGAACGAAGAGUGACGGAACUCCCCGCCUUUAGACCUAUGCCCGCCUCCAUGAGAGCCACCGAUGGUGUUUUUGCAAAUCUAUCUGCAAAGCCUGAACGUGGUGAACAAGUCGAAGAAAAGCCUCCUACAUAUGAACAAGCCGCUGCCGAUGCGACGCCCCCGUACUGGGAAACUACUAUUCUCGCCCCUGGAAUGUCGUCGGAUGAAGUCUAUGUCGACGGUCUGCCCGUUGGAUCCGUUUUCUCAUUUGUCUGGAACGGCAUGAUCUCCAUGUCCUUCCAACUUGUCGGCUUCCUGCUCACCUAUCUUCUCCAUACCACUCACGCCGCCAAACAUGGAAGCCGUGCCGGUCUGGGCUUGACACUUGUACAAUAUGGUUUCUAUAUGAGCGGUUCCAGCGAUGGCGGCUCAUCCGACACUGGGAAUCCAGGACAGUUUUCAAACUCCAGCCCGCCCGAUCCGAACAGUCACAGCUUUGACCCCAACGCCGUGAAUGGGGGCGGAGACCAGACUUCCGGAGGGAGCAGCGGGAUGGGUGGUUUCACCAGCGCAGAUUGGAUUUCCUACAUUCUCAUGAUUAUUGGUUGGUUUAUUUUGAUCCGGGCCGUAUCAGACUUUUUGCGGGCAAGAAGGCACGAGGCCCUCGUCUUGCAGAGUCCCAGUCGAGGAUUGCCUGUCCCAGUCGUUGCGGAGGGCGAGACUCCUGAGCAGACCGCUUAA